AUGUAAAAAUCCACAACCCUGGCAGAUUUCACAAUUCUUUAGAAAUUAGGAGAAGGUUCCUUUGGAUAAGUAUUCAGAGUUAAACGAGUGAGUGAUUAGUAAGAGUAUGCUAUGAAGAAGGUGAGAAUUAACAACUUAAAGUAAAAAGAGAGAGAGAAUGCUUUGAAUGAGAUCAGAAUUUUGGCUUCAAUAACUGAUGCCCAUAUCAUAGGAUAUAAAGAAGCAUUCUUCGAUGAAAUAUCAAAUUAAUUGUGUGUCAUAAUGGAAUUUGCAGCUGGAGGAGAUAUCUCAAAAUAAAUUUCCUCUUGCAUAAAGAAGUAGAAUCAAAUAGAAGAGAAGGAGAUUUGGAAAGCUUUGGCACACAUGACUUUAGGUUUGAGAGUGUUACACAAGUCUGGUAUUUUGCAUCGUGAUUUAAAGAGUGCUAACGUCUUUAAAUCUAACGAUGGAUAAUACAAGAUAGGCGAUCUCAAUGUAAGUAAAGUCUCACAUGGAGCAUUAGCUAAAACCUAAACAGGAACACCUUAUUAUGCAAGUCCAGAAGUAUGGAGAGAUUAACCUUAUUCUUCACCUUCUGAUAUCUGGUCUUUAGGGUGUGUCAUAUAUGAAAUGGCUACUUUAAAGCCUCCUUUCAGAGCAUAAGAUGUUUAAGCCUUAUUCAAAAAGGUAUCAUCGGGAGUUUAUGAAAAAAUACCAAAAUCAUAUUCCAAUUCUCUGAGCGCCAUGAUUAGUUAAUUACUCAAAGUACCAGCUCAUUUACGUCCAACAUGUGAUUAGAUCCUCUCUGAUCCAAAUGUUAAACCGUUUGUCGAAUAGUAUUGCUAAACACAACCAGGAAAUACUCAAGCAGAAUUACUUUAAACCAUUUAAUUACCAAAAAAUCUUAAAUAGUUAUAAGCCAAACUCCCUAAACCAACCUAUGAAACCAACAAAAAUGAAUAUGAUUCAAUCAAAAAUCCUCCCAAAUCUACACGAUCAGCAUCUGUAAAUGAGAGGAAAGGAUCUCCAAUUCAAACUCCUCAAAUUCCCAAAAAAGAUGUUUCCAAACCUCUUAUACCUCCUGGAUUAAAAAACAAUUAGUUACACAUCAAUCCACCUAUUCGUUAAUCUAGUUUAAAUAGACCCAGUUCUUCAGUUAAAAAUCUAAGUCCUGCUCCAAUCAGAAAGUCAGUUGAGAAACAGAGCCAAAAUACUUUAAAAAACAAAAGUCCUUCAACUAAACGAAUUUAUGAAAAUGAAAAUAUCGACAGAAGCAACAUAGGUUAAAGAAGAUCAUAUCAAAAUAUUAAGAAUUGA
Molecule: messenger RNA, 1296 nt
Organism: Paramecium tetraurelia
Lineage: Eukaryota; Ciliophora; Oligohymenophorea; Peniculida; Parameciidae
Exons: 4
Biological process (GO): protein phosphorylation
Molecular function (GO): protein kinase activity; ATP binding
Source: RefSeq, a predicted model, not a curated record